Molecule: messenger RNA, 1846 nt
Organism: Mytilinidion resinicola
Lineage: Eukaryota; Fungi; Ascomycota; Dothideomycetes; Mytilinidiales; Mytilinidiaceae
Product: ARM repeat-containing protein
Exons: 7
Coding region: 149-1846 (565 amino acids)
Biological process (GO): vacuole inheritance; nucleus-vacuole junction assembly
Cellular component (GO): fungal-type vacuole membrane
Molecular function (GO): protein-membrane adaptor activity; protein binding
Source: RefSeq, a predicted model, not a curated record
CCCGCAUCCCGCAUCCCGCAAAACGUAUCCAUACCCGCCAGCUGCUCUCUGCUCCCCGCUGCCUCGCCUGCCCAGCUGCUCCCACGUUUGGAGCUGCUGCCGACUACCACCCCGUGUUCACAGUGGCCGCUGGGCCCUGACGUCCACAAUGGGGCUCCCAAGCCUCUGCUCGAAGCUCUUUGCGUCCUGCUGCGGAGGUCGCUCCAAAGACAGCCUGUAUGAUCCCGUCCUCGCGGAUAGCGAGCGAGAAGCCGUUGCCGACCUCCUGGGCUUCUUGGAAAACCGAGCCGAGACAGACUUCUUCUCUGGAGAGCCCCUCCGCGCGCUGAGCACUCUCGUCUAUUCCGACAACAUCGACCUACAGCGGAGCGCCAGUCUGACCUUCGCCGAGAUUACGGAGCGAGAUGUACGAGAAGUCGAUCGCGAUACCUUGGAGCCCAUUCUAUUCCUCCUCCAGAACCCCGACAUCGAGGUGCAGCGGGCUGCAAGCGCGGCGCUCGGAAACUUGGCGGUGAACACGGAAAAUAAGGUUGCCAUUGUGUCGCUGGGGGGGCUAAACCCUCUCAUCAAGCAAAUGAACUCGCCCAAUGUCGAGGUACAGUGCAAUGCGGUUGGGUGCAUCACCAACUUGGCAACACACGAGGAGAACAAGGCCAAGAUAGCGAGGUCAGGAGCACUGGGCCCGUUGACUAGGCUGGCAAAGUCCAAGGAUAUGCGAGUACAAAGGAACGCAACAGGCGCGUUGCUAAACAUGACACACUCUGAUGACAACCGUCAACAGCUCGUGAAUGCCGGCGCGAUUCCAGUCCUUGUCCAGCUCCUUACUUCGCCCGACGUCGAUGUACAAUACUACUGCACGACCGCUCUUAGCAACAUAGCCGUGGAUGCCACCAACCGUCUGAAACUCGCUCAGACCGAAGGGCGCCUGGUGCACUCCCUAGUCCACCUGAUGGAUUCCUCAUCCCCAAAAGUACAGUGCCAGGCUGCAUUAGCGUUGAGGAACUUGGCGUCAGACGAACGAUACCAGCUCGAGAUUGUCCGCGCGCGAGGACUGCCUUCUCUCCUUCGCCUUCUCCAGUCAUCAUACCUUCCCCUCAUACUCUCCGCCGUCGCCUGCAUCCGAAACAUCUCUAUUCACCCCGCCAAUGAGUCGCCCAUUAUUGAUGCCGGCUUCCUCCGUCCCCUGGUCGAGCUUCUAGGGUCAACCGAAAAUGACGAGAUCCAAUGCCACGCAAUCUCCACUCUUAGGAAUUUGGCUGCAAGCUCCGACAGGAACAAACAACUGGUUCUGGAAGCCGGGGCAGUGCAGAAAUGCAAGCAGCUCGUCUUGAACGUACGACUGCCGGUUCAGUCCGAGAUGACCGCCGCUAUUGCAGUUCUGGCGCUGAGCGACGAACUGAAGCCCCAUCUUCUCGACCUUGGGGUGUUUGAUGUUCUGAUCCCUCUUACCGAGUCCGAGAGCAUAGAAGUGCAAGGGAACAGUGCGGCGGCUCUUGGAAAUCUGUCGUCGAAAGCAGUGGGUAACUACUCGAUAUUCCUGGAGAACUGGACCGAGCCUUCUGGUGGUAUCCACGGCUAUCUUCGACGAUUCCUAGCUAGCGGCGAUCCAACCUUCCAGCACAUCGCCAUCUGGACACUUCUCCAACUGCUAGAGUCCGAAGAUCCAAACCUACUAAGUCUGAUAUCAAAGUCAGACGAGAUCGUGCAGAUGGUCACGGAUAUCGCAGAUCGCAACAUCGAGUCCGACGACGAAGAUAACGAUGACGGUGAAGGCGAAGUCGUCAGUCUCGCCCGCCGGUGCCUGGAAAUUUUAGGAAAGAACCCCAAAACGCUAAUGGAGGGCUGA